Monopterus albus (swamp eel) is the source of this 1424-nucleotide messenger RNA. RefSeq names its product ninjurin-2-like. The coding region runs from base 138 to 617 and encodes 159 amino acids. Gene Ontology annotation, biological process: tissue regeneration; cell adhesion. NCBI's taxonomy places the organism in Eukaryota, Metazoa, Chordata, Actinopteri, Synbranchiformes, Synbranchidae. The transcript is spliced from 4 exons. The record is from RefSeq and is a predicted model, not a curated record. Gene Ontology annotation, cellular component: membrane.
CUUGGUGCUUUGCAUUCAGUGUAAUUUCCUUUCAUAACGAUCACUGCCACUCGUGCAUUAGCUUGUUCACUGCUGUCGGGGCAACACUUGCUGCGUAAGUGUGUGCAUGUGCUUGCUUGCUUACAACAGGCCAAAUUAUGCAGGGACUUGGGAAGACAGAGAGAGGCGAUCAGGGCCGAGACAUAGACCUGACAUCGCUGAGAUCCACCAUGCCAGCCGGUGGCCCUUUACAGGGAGGUUCCAGCUUUAAUCUAAACAUGAACCUGUAUGCCACUAAGAAAACUGCAGCUGAGGGCAUGUUGGAUAUUGCUCUGUUCCUGGCUAAUAUCACACACAUGAAGACCGUCAUCGAACAAGGAGCUGGAUACAGGUACUACGUUGCUGUUCUGACACUCAUUUCCUUCUCCCUGGCUCUUCAGAUAAUGGUUGGAAUCCUGAUCAUCAUCAUUGCCCGCAGGGACCUGAAUGUGGUGUCCAAUCAGAAACGGCUCGACUACCUGAACAACGUUGCUACAGGCAUCAUCUUUGUCACCACGGUGACUAACUUCUUCAUCAGCUUCUUUGGAUCCAAGAGGACCGGCUUCUUCCGCUGGCUGCUCGCUCGGCUCCACUUCUGACACGCACUCACACAAAACUCAUGUGCACUCACAUAUCAGACACACUUACACACACACAAACACAACAUGCAUGCACUUAUUCACACACCAUCAAACACACUGAUCAAAGAUGAACUUAACUUCUAAAUAAAUGUGUGUCUGUAAGUUUCACUUAUUUUUAUAAAUUUGAAACACAGUUCAAACAUCAGAUCUUAUUUAUUCUUCAGGGACUGAAAAGUGUUAUUCAGCCUAUAAUCCGACUAAAAUAUCUUCACUUUAACCAACUGAACAUCUGUGUAAUUAUAUUUUUUAAUUUGUUACAUUAUUAAUGUUGAACCUUCAUUUAAAAAUGUGAUUUUGUUCCAUUAAGUCUGUUUCAAACUGUUUUCCACUUUAUAUGUGUUUCUACCUUGUUGAUCCGUAAUGAUAAAAUUGAGAAAACUGAUGUGAAGAAUAAUUUUUUACAGUAAAUGGUUUAAUUAAAAAAAAGGCAAGAUUCAAAGCCAGAUAGGAACAGGUGGUAAAUAUAAGAGACAUCUCUACUGUAAUAUGUAUGAAUACAUUCUCAUCAAGAAAACUGAAUAAAUAUAGUGAUUUAACAGAAGGUGUGCUCUUUGUUUUUUGUUUUUUUUUUGCUGAAGAUUGAUUUUUUGGUGUUAAUGGUUAGCUGGUAUAUGAAAAGGUGACUGCCAAGUGGUACAGUGGACCUAUACUUGUAGUCAACAGUUUGGACCCAUUUUUCCACUGAAAUGAAUAGCUGUCAGCACCAGGUGUAGUUUGAACCCUCUUUUUCUCUAUUGUGUAUGUAUAUGUGUGUGUGUUUGUGUA